This is a messenger RNA of Neodiprion virginianus, 2042 nucleotides long. RefSeq lists its product as uncharacterized. The transcript has 3 exons. NCBI's taxonomy places the organism in Eukaryota, Metazoa, Arthropoda, Insecta, Hymenoptera, Diprionidae. The record is from RefSeq and is a predicted model, not a curated record. The coding region runs from base 261 to 719 and encodes 152 amino acids. Gene Ontology annotation, biological process: regulation of synaptic transmission, cholinergic; positive regulation of voltage-gated potassium channel activity; sleep.
CGGAAAGCCCAUUAGACUAGCAGUGUUUUUACAUCUUCAGCCAACCAAACAGCGGUGGCUAACGAGCGUCCGACAUAAUGUCUGGCGACCUUUACACUCAUUGCCAACACGACGCGGAGGCUGGAAGUUUAGACCAACCGAAGAGUGCGGCGUAGAAAGUCAGAUGAUCUGACCAGAUUCGUGUCUUACGGCGAGUAAACGACCGGAGUAAAUUACUUUCGACUUGUGCCAUACAUAAUUCAGUUGUGCCGAAGGUAAAAAUGGGUUCGAACUGGAAGUUACUUCCGUUACUUAUCAUCGUCCUGGCCACUUGCAUCCACGAAGGACUCGGUAUAAAAUGCUGGGUAUGCAGGUCGGAUUAUGAUCCUAAAUGUGCCGAUCCGUUUGAUAAUACAACCGUUCCGAUUACCGACUGCAAUCGGGAACAACCUCUGGAGCAUUUACCGGAUGUGACACCUACGAUGUGCGAAAAAAGCCGACAAAAAGUGAACGGAAAGUGGAGAUACUUUCGUGGCUGUGCGCGGAUGAGAGUGCCGGAUAUCGCAGGGGAUGCAGGAUCCUGUGUGAUGAGCACAUCGAACGACAAUAUACCCAUGGAAUAUUGCACAUGCGAUAACAAGGACGGCUGCAACACAGGACCAUUGGUGCAUUCUAAUCAGUUUGUUGUACCGCUUGCUGCAUUAGCGACAUACUUUGUGACUUGUUUUUAUAUUAAAUAACCAAGUAGUACCUGAAAGGCAGAUUCAAAGAUGAUUUAAGCGAUUUAUACCAUGUGUUCGAGCGUUUCUCUGUCUACUUGUACAAUAACUUAAUAAUCAUAAGGGAUAUCAAUAUCCAGGGUUUUUCAUAUUGUCUGUUUGCCCAGAUAAAAUAUUUUCAUUGAUCGAAAGACCUGUUUAAUGGCCUAGAGAUGUAAUUCUGUUAAAUUUAAUAGAAAACAAUAGAGAUGGUAAUCUUGUACAAAUAAAAAUUAAAUAGUAACUUAUGAGUGAUUGAAAACAGGCAGGUUAUUUGAGCAAAUGAAUCAUGACAGUAACUGUUCAAUUUUGAACUUCUACGCACCAAAAUUUACAGCAAGAUUUUUAUCCAAUAAAUGACGGCUGAAUACUUUUUUAAUCAUUUUUAUUCCUAAGGUAGAUAAAUUUUCGCAAUGGACUUUUUCAAUCACGUUUUAUUAAAUUAUUCACUUUUUCAGGUGAAUACCUAAGCUGCUAAAUAUUCUCGACCAUUAUAUAUUGAUAUAUUGCAAUGCUUGACGGACUAAUAAUUAUAAUGUUAUACUCCCAAAACUAUUACUCAAUGAGAAGUUAGUGCCUCAGCUAAUUAAAUACUAUAUAUGAACUAUUCACGAAAAUAUAUACAUAUUAAUGAUACUUGUAAGUAUACAUACAAUAGUCGAACUUUUUAUGACAAUUUUUUCAAUAACUGGACAUGAUUUGUAAUUUUUGAAUUACGCUUAGAUUUAGAACCAUGAAUAUUUAUAUUUUUGUACAACGCACUGAUAUCCUAAUUCAAUAAAGACGUGAAUAUACAAUUUAAAAAGUAAUUUAAAGCAUUUUUGCAAUGUAUUUCUGGAAGAUAUUUUUACAUUUGCGUGGUUUCAAAAGUCAAGGCGUUAAGAAAAUUUAGUAACGUUACCUUCAGUUAGUAGAGGUGUACGAUUGUAAUUAUUUUUACGAAAAGUGCCUCUUGUUACUUCAAAAUGAGAAAUGGAAACGAAACGAGAUCUCAAUGUUAAUCGACAUUUUAUUAAUGUUUAUAAAACUAACAUAAAUACAACCUUCAAUUUAUUAAUAACGAACAAAUAAAGUAACUUAUGUACAUAGGAAUAUCCUGAAUGAAUUUUUAUUGACAGUUUGCAGCUAUAAAUCACAAAAACGCGAUUUAUUCGUGAAGCUCUGAGGUGUUAUAAAGGCAUUUUUCUAUGAAACGUAGUCAAUUAUUCUUAUAAAAUAUAAUCAUUCACAUGGCUUCAGAAACUGCGUUUCUCAAAUUCUAUCUUACAUCUACAUGAGGUGAGAAUUCUUACUUUUCGACUAUUA